CACACAUAAUGUGUUGUAAUAUUUUGGUUGGUUCUCCUUUCUUGUUUAUAUUUUUAUGGUAAUUUGGUUCAUUGGAUGGAUUUUACCAUAAUAUUUUCUACAUGCUUCCUUCUUUAGUCAUAAAUAUAAUAUCUUUGGCUUGUCGUAAGAGAUUACCGUUAGUCGAUGGAAAGAAAAUAUAAUUUAAAAAGUCCAGCCGUGAAACGUUUAAUGCGAGAAGCCAAAGAACUUCGAGAACCGACAGCUCAAUAUUAUGCCCAACCACUUGAGGAUAAUCUCUUUGAGUGGCAUUUCACAGUUCGAGGUCCAGCUGAUAGUGACUUUGAAAAUGGUCGCUAUCAUGGACGUAUCAUAUUACCACCAGAAUAUCCCAUGAAACCCCCAAGUAUCAUGUUGUUAACUCCUAAUGGUCGAUUUGAACUUGGUAAAAAGAUCUGUCUAAGUAUGUCUUCACAUCAUCCUGAAACCUGGCAACCUUCGUGGAGCAUACGAACUGUCCUUUUGGCCAUCAUUGGUUUCAUGCCUUCGAAAGGAGGAGGAGCUAUUGGUGCUUUGGAUUAUACAAGCAAUGAAAGAAAAAUUUUGGCCAAAAAAUCGAUAAAUUGGACUUGUAAUGUCUGUGGCAGUUGUAAUUCCGAUUCCCUGAAAGAGGAUUGUGACAAUGAUUUAAGCACAAGCAAUGAAGACAAAGAACUAGCUUCACAGAUAAAUUUCAAAGGUGAAAACGAGAAAAAAUCAGAGGAAAAGAUGCAAAGCAAUGGCGAGAAAAAUGGCGAUGUUCCUCAUGGCAAUGCAGUUGAAGGUGAAAACGUACAGAAUAUUGUAUCAAAUCAAGAUGAAACAAAUGUAGUUGAGAGUCAGGCAGAUACUGUGGAAAGAAGUUCUUUAAGAAAGAGAAGUCGACGGUCUUCGAGUAAAAAACAUGAACUGAAAAGAAAGAACUCUUUACAAUGUACAGAAUCACAAAAUAGUGGAUACCUUUCAUUGAUUUUAAUAUUCAUUUUUAGCAUGUGUUUGUUUCUGUUAGUACUGCGUAGAAUUUAUUAUAAAUGAUAGCGCGUGUUGUUUUUGUACUCCAUAUAAAUCACAAUUAACGAUAAUUAUUAUAAUUCAUUUAUUUAUGUGUAUAUUUUGAAUAAAUCUAAAAUCAAUAUGUAAAUUUAAAUUUCCAUUUUGAAAGUACGCUAUUUUUCAAUAAGUUUAAAUCAAUUUUAAUUUACGAUGAAAGAUAA
This is a messenger RNA of Xenia sp. Carnegie-2017, 1232 nucleotides long. RefSeq names its product ubiquitin-conjugating enzyme E2 J1-like. Bases 166 to 1053 code for a protein of 295 amino acids. The transcript is spliced from 8 exons. NCBI's taxonomy places the organism in Eukaryota, Metazoa, Cnidaria, Anthozoa, Malacalcyonacea, Xeniidae. The record is from RefSeq and is a predicted model, not a curated record.